AUGUCCCUUACUCGGGGACAUGGAGACCCUGCGGCCACCACGGCGGCGCCUCUGCCUGAAGAAGGGGAAGUGACCUCCGGCCUCCAGGCUCUGGCCGUGGAGGACUCCGGAGGUCCCCCUACUUCGGUCAGUAAGGCCAACGAAGAGAGGGAAGGCGAGCGGGAGGAAGCCCAGCGAGAGGGACCCAGGGCCCAGGAGACACCGGAAGAAGCCCCCAGCACUGUGGGGGAAGAGCCGGCCGACGGAGAAUCCGAGGACUGGGGUGUGCCCUGCAGCGAUGAGGAGCUGGAGCCGCCGGCCAGGGGACAGUCCUGGAUGCCCCCGCCCUCUGAGAUCCAGCGGCUGUAUGAACUGCUGGCUGCCCACGGGACCCUGGAGCUUCAGGCAGAGAUUCUGCCCCGCCGGCCGCCCACACCCGAGGCUCAGAGUGAAGAGGAGAGAUCCGAUGAGGAGCCUGAACCCAAAGAGGAGGAAGAGGAAAAACCUCACAUGCCAACGGAAUUUGACUUUGAUGAUGAGCCAAUGACACCAAAGGAUUCCCUGAUUGACCGGCGACGCACUCCAGGAAGCUCAGCCCGGAGCCAGAAGCGGGAGGCCCGCCUGGACAAGGUCCUCUCUGACAUGAAGAGGCACAAGAAGCUGGAGGAGCAGAUCCUUCGAACAGGCAGGGACCUCUUCAGCCUGGACUCAGAGGACCCCAGCCCCUCCAGCCCUCCACUGCGAUCCUCAGCGAGCAGUCUCUUCCCACGGCAGCGGAAAUACUGA
Chrysochloris asiatica (Cape golden mole) is the source of this 765-nucleotide messenger RNA. It is a transcript of the gene PAGR1, whose product is annotated as PAXIP1 associated glutamate-rich protein 1. NCBI's taxonomy places the organism in Eukaryota, Metazoa, Chordata, Mammalia, Afrosoricida, Chrysochloridae. The transcript has 3 exons. The record is from RefSeq and is a predicted model, not a curated record. Bases 1 to 765 code for a protein of 254 amino acids.